AUGCUUCUCAUCGUCAGCGACAUGUGCAAAGCUGUCUGGUUCUUCGCUGUUCCCCUCGUGUCACUCGUUAGAGGUCCAGUUAACAGUUCAUCGUCGUUCUGCCAGGCCAGCGGGUUCCUUCUUGCUCAAUCUACCGAAGCUUCGGAUUUCGCUGCUCUUAUGCUUGCACUCCACCUUGUAUCUUGUGUGUUUUACCCACCGAAAAGAAAGUUCCAGGGGGGAUUGUACAACUUCAGACGGUUGAUUUACCUUCUUUGGGUCUUGUUACCGAUAAUUGCAGCAUCUCUUGCAUUCACAAACACCGGUAACGCAUACGUGACCUAUGGCACGGUGUGUUAUCUCCCUGGACAGCCAGUCUGGUAUCGGAUGGCGCUGGCUUGGAUACCUCGAUACGUCGUCUUCGUCACAAUAUUGUCUGUGGCGUUCAUCGUUACGAUACAUGUACAUCUCACAUUCAAGCGCUUUGGUCAUCCUGGUGGUGAGACAGCCACCGGCCAUGUGGCAGCUGGGGACGGGUUGAGGAUUGUGAAAGUCAGCUUUCCCACUCCCAACUCAGUGGGUGAGGUAUCGGAAGUGCCAUGUCCAAACAUUAGCGCCAGAGACUUCGCCCCGAGUCGCUUGGCUCUUCCACACAGUGAUACUGUGGUUCUGAAUGAUCCUCGGCAAGACUCACCAGAGUCCAGUGUGCAACCCUUGAGAGCAGUAUCGAUGUCCCCUUCUUCUGCAACAGAUAUUACAAAUGACAUGGACGAGAAUUGUUUCAGAGCUCCAUCUUCGGGUACAGACAGCGCCACCGAAGAAUUGUUGACGCAUCGACAUACCAUCGAGCGGCACCUCCGUAUCCUCUUCCUUUACCCCGUUUCUUAUAUGCUCGUCUGGACCUUGCCAUUUGUCUCGCAAUGUCUUCAACUUACUGGCUCUCCUUUUGAAAGCCAAUCUGUCUGGUUACAAAUUCUUGCCACCGGUGUCCUUGCUCUCCAAGCGAGCGUCGAUGCAGCCGUCUUCUCCUACCGGGAGCGACCCUGGAAGCGAGCGAAGGGUCGAGCUUUGAUAUCGAAGGCUAAAAUACAACGAUUAAAGCUUUGGCGCCGUACCAAUCUUAGCUCAGAGAAUGGAUGUGAAGCGGCAAAUGAGACUUGCCAGACAGUGACUUACCAAAAGUCCGUCGGACAGAGUCCACAGGACUCACCUCCUUGGUGGGAAGCGGAGGGCAAAAAGAGGAGAGAUAGUGUGUGGAUGGGGACGGAUGCUCUUUCUAUCUCGAAGGGUCGACAGCAGCGGGAAGAUGUGGACGCGAUCGAAGACGAAGAAGAGGAUACGGAUCCUCAUUUACCUAAGACUAGGUAA
Molecule: messenger RNA, 1347 nt
Organism: Exophiala aquamarina CBS 119918
Lineage: Eukaryota; Fungi; Ascomycota; Eurotiomycetes; Chaetothyriales; Herpotrichiellaceae
Exons: 1
Coding region: 1-1347 (448 amino acids)
Biological process (GO): adenylate cyclase-activating G protein-coupled receptor signaling pathway
Cellular component (GO): plasma membrane
Molecular function (GO): G protein-coupled receptor activity
Source: RefSeq, a predicted model, not a curated record